CUUGACUGGUCUGUAGGUAUUUCUACCCAACGCUUUACAUCAACGUCCGAUUCCCCAUUAUCAGCAGAACUUCAAAAUCUAGAAGUCUCUCAGUUUACAUUCCCAUAGGAGCAUGUCAUCGAUUUUCCAUCCCUCACAACCAUGGAGGUCUCACUUCGGAUUGCACAAAUGCUUGGACUCGUGGACGAGUUCUUGGAUCUCACUAUAAGCCGGGUGCUAGACGUGUCGAAGAUUCCAGUCCCAUUAACAGACUUGCCCGAAAACUUACGUCCAACGGAAGCGCAGGUCUUACUACCAAGCUAUCCAAUAAUAGACGUUCUUCCUUGACCAUCAGUAAGGACAAAACUCAUUUGUCUUUUUGGCCAGCCUGACCAACUGAGACCACCAAUCGCGAGAGGCUCCAUGGCUAUCACGCGGCUAAUGCAUAGUCUUGAGGACGAGUCGGAGGGACUCCGCAUUACUCUAGAUAUAGAUGGACAUUGGUAUGAUGGAAAAAGCUGGGAAAUCGGACAAGUCAUCCUCAAAGACUGGUGGUGGGCACUGGAUCUUGAGAUCGUAUCUAAUUCAAACCGACUGAGGAAUCUAAGAGGGGGCUCCCAAAUUGCAGCUUUUGACAAC
This is a messenger RNA of Exophiala aquamarina CBS 119918, 618 nucleotides long. RefSeq lists its product as uncharacterized. The transcript has a single exon. The record is from RefSeq and is a predicted model, not a curated record. The annotation marks the transcript as partial. Lineage: Eukaryota; Fungi; Ascomycota; Eurotiomycetes; Chaetothyriales; Herpotrichiellaceae.